Drechmeria coniospora is the source of this 1443-nucleotide messenger RNA. Its product is annotated as protein phosphatase PP2A regulatory subunit B. The record is from RefSeq and is a predicted model, not a curated record. Gene Ontology annotation, biological process: peptidyl-serine dephosphorylation. Lineage: Eukaryota; Fungi; Ascomycota; Sordariomycetes; Hypocreales; Ophiocordycipitaceae. Gene Ontology annotation, cellular component: protein phosphatase type 2A complex; cytosol. The transcript has 6 exons. Gene Ontology annotation, molecular function: protein binding; protein phosphatase regulator activity. Bases 1 to 1443 code for a protein of 480 amino acids.
AUGGUUGACAGCGAAGCUAAUUCGCCUACGUGGAAGUUCACCCAGUGCUUCGGCGACAAAGGUGACGUUGAGGAUAUCACCGAAGCUGAUAUUAUCUCCACCGUCGAGUUCGACCACACUGGAAACUACCUAGCUACGGGAGACAAAGGUGGUCGGGUCGUCCUCUUCGAGCGGAAUGAAACGAAAAAGUCUUGCGAGUACAAGUUUCAUACCGAAUUUCAGUCUCAUGAGCCCGAGUUCGAUUACCUCAAGUCACUGGAGAUCGAGGAAAAGAUUAACAAGAUCAAAUGGUGCCGCCGUCAAAAUGCAUCUCACUACCUGCUCUCCACAAAUGACAAAACAAUUAAGCUGUGGAAAGUCUUCGAGAAGUCGUUGAAGGUUGUGGCUGAGAACAAUCUCUCUCACGAACCCACUCCUGGCAAUGUUGCUGGAGGCGGAGGAGCUUCCCGACCCCUUGCCACCAGUCAAAACUUCCGCCACGCAACCGACCUCAAACUCCCACGCCUGACACAUCACGACACCGUCGUUGCGGCCGUGCCGCGCCGGACCUACGCCAACGCCCAUGCCUAUCAUAUCAACAGCAUUUCUGUCAACAGCGAUGGCGAGACCUUUGUCAGCAGCGAUGAUCUCCGCAUUAACUUGUGGAACCUCAAUAUACAAGACCAAAGCUUCAACAUCGUUGACAUCAAGCCCGCAAAUAUGGAGGAGUUGACUGAAGUCAUCACUGCCGCCGAGUUUCACCCCGUGAGCUGCAAUUGGUUCAUGUACGCCAGCUCCAAGGGCACGAUUAAACUGGCCGACAUGCGCGAAAGUGCACUAUGCGAUCAGCACGCCAAACUCUUUGAGCAAGAAGAAGACCCUUCCGAACGUUCCUUCUUCUCGGAGAUAAUCUCAUCUAUAUCAGAUGUCCGCUUUUCAUACGACGGACGAUAUAUUCUGUCGCGCGACUAUCUUACUGUCAAAAUCUGGGACAUUAACAUGGAGCGGCAGCCAGUCAAGACAAUACCAAUCCAUGAGCACCUGCGGCAGCGGCUAUGUGACACGUACGAGAAUGACAGCAUUUUCGACAAGUUCGAAGUAGUUUUCUCCGGUGACUCGAAAAACGUCAUGACAGGGAGCUAUAACAACAAUUUCAUGAUAUACCCAUCAGACCCUGAUAGGGAAGUUGAGGUGGUCCUCCAAGCAGACAAGUCGGCAUUUAAGGCCAAAAAAGUAGGCGUACCUACACCCAUCAAUGCGUCAACGAGUCCGACGACGAAUGGUGGCAAGAAGAACGGCUCCAGAGCAGGCAGCCCCGUCGGAGGUGCCCAGAGGAUGCGUAAAGAGACAGAUGCGGACCAGAUUGAUUUCAACAAGAAGAUUCUGCAUAUGAGCUGGCACCCGUUUGAGGAUAGCAUUGCUAUUGCUGCAACGAACAACCUCUUCGUCUUCUCGGCACUGUAA